This is a messenger RNA of Gongylonema pulchrum, 384 nucleotides long. NCBI's taxonomy places the organism in Eukaryota, Metazoa, Nematoda, Chromadorea, Rhabditida, Gongylonematidae. The record is from the annotation of a GenBank genome assembly.
AUGGUACUACAAUUAUUCGAAGAGGCCCCAAAUGCUCGUGGUACACAUCUUUUCGUGAUACUACUCACACCACAACUGUUCGUGGCACGGCAUUUACUCAUGGUGCCAGAAUUAUCCGCGGAGCCACAACAACUCGUGGUGUUACAACUAUCUGCAGUACCACAAUUACUUGUGACGCCACCACAACUCGCGGCAGUAUUGCCAUUCCUGGUACCACAGCUAUCCGUGUUAUUAGAACUAUUCGUGGCACCACGAUUAUUCAUGAUAUUGCAGCUGUUCAUGGCAUAUCGUCGUGUGAGUGCUGCGUGCGCGCUUGCUUGUGUUUGUGUGUGUUUGCUUGUAUGUUGGUGUGUGCGAAACCUUUGUCUGAAUUUUUUGAUUUGA